AUGCCAAGUACAGCAAUCCAAAAAUUAUUAUUAAAAAUUUCUAUAUUUUUAAUCGUUGCUGGACUUGCAUUAACAAUUGCUGGAUUAGAAUCUCCAGCUUGGCAGGUUGUUGAUAUUCGGGAAUUUGGAGCAGAACAUCAACACGGGCUUUGGUGGGAUUGUACUAGAGCCAAAAAGGUUGGAAAGAAAAAUUAA
Messenger RNA from Meloidogyne enterolobii, 195 nucleotides. The record is from the annotation of a GenBank genome assembly. Lineage: Eukaryota; Metazoa; Nematoda; Chromadorea; Rhabditida; Meloidogynidae.